CUCGCGAUAGAGCGGCGGAGCGGUUUGACGGGCAGUCGAGGUUGCAGCAGGCAGAGGGAGACGGUGGAAGGUAAAGCAGGGAGGCAGCAUCAUGGCGGACAGAGACAGUGGCAGUGACCACGGAGGGCCCACCGCAGGCCCCGGCUCGCUGCCCCCGGGCGCGAUGGGUGCCAUGUCCCGGCUGCAGCACGACACCGAGGAGCUUGCCUCUAAGCGCGUCGACAUCCAGAACAAGCGCUUUUACCUUGAUGUAAAACAGAAUGUUAAAGGCCGCUUCCUAAAGAUAGCCGAGGUCGGGGCUGGGGGAAACAAGAGCCGCCUCACUCUCUCCAUGUCGGUUGCCGUGGAGUUCCGCGAUUAUCUCGGGGACUUUAUCGAACAUUACGCCCAGCUGGGCCCGAGUAAUCCGGACAUGGUGCAGGAUGAGCCCCGGCGAGCGCUCAAGAGCGAAUUCCUAGUGCGGGAGAAUCGGAAAUAUUAUAUGGAUCUCAAAGAGAACCAGAGGGGGCGGUUCCUGAGGAUCCGACAGACCGUUAACCGGGGGCCCGGAUUGGGAAGCGCGCAAGGCCAGACUAUUGCUCUGCCAGCGCAGGGUCUCAUCGAGUUCCGCGACGCUUUGGCCAAACUCAUUGACGACUACGGUGUGGACGAAGAGCCGGCGGAGCUCCCGGAGGGCACCUCGCUCACGGUCGACAACAAGCGCUUCUUCUUCGACGUGGGCUCCAAUAAGUACGGGGUCUUCAUGCGGGUCAGCGAGGUGAAGCCCACGUACCGGAACUCCAUUACCGUUCCGUGCAAAGUGUGGUCCAAAUUCGGCAACACCUUCUGUAAAUACGCGGAGGAGAUGAGGAAGAUCCAGGAGAGGAGUAGAGAGAAACGGGCCUCCGAACUGCUGUCUGAGGGCCCGCACGGUGGAGAUGACGGCGAAGAUGACUGACGCGGAUUUUAAGAGCAGAAAAUGAAACAACAAAGACAAAACUGAACUCUGAGUAAAUGAGACUUUUAACUGUAAAAUAGAGAGAGAAUUUCCAAGGGAAUCACCCCACACACACAACCUCCACAGAAAUGGCAGCACCUCUGCUGUCUCCUCGCUCAUUUUACUGGAUGUCACCCCACUUACCACCCAUGAAACAGUAAGCCGCUGCUAUCAAGGAUUGAAUUGUAAGAUACGAACUGUUUCCUACUUGAUUUAAAUGACAAUGAGAAGAGUGUUUAUAUCUCUAUCAAAUGACAGAUUUUGCACACAUCAAAGCUAUUUAAAAAAUGUUGAAAUGUUUUCAAACUGGUCAUAUGCUAAGUUUUAAUCAAACAUAAAACCAGAGGUCUAUUAUAUAAAUGACAGUCUUCAUGUAGAUCGAAUAUUUGACAUCAGCACAAAGAGAAUAUAUUGUAGACUUUAUGAAACCAAAACCUGAAACCAGAUAUAUAGUUUAUUAUAAGGUACGCAGAAUUAAUAUGAAAGUGCUCAAAAAGUGUAUGAAUUGCAGAACGCAGCACUGCAGGCCUGUAAACACCUGUCAGCAUGCGUACAAGCUCAUGUUUGAAAGAAGUUUGGCAUAAGUGGGCUAUAGUCUUUAAUAUGACCUUAAACACAGUGGGCUAAAGAAAGCUCUCCUCUUAUGCUAUAAUGGAAAGAUCGAAACUCAAAUUAUAAAUUACCUAUUUUGUGCACCUCAAACAAAUGGGAUUAAUCUAUUUCUGAGCUCCUUUAUUAAAUAUCAACCCUCUUGCACCAUGUCCAUAUAAACUUUAAUGAAAAAAGUGCUAACUUAGAUGUAAUAAUUAUGAUUUUGUGAAUCAGCUGUAAAAAAAAAAUCCUUAUUAAGACACCCACGUUUUCUGUGGGUUAAGUUUUUCUUUGUUACUUUGUUGUUUUUUCCUCUGGGGGGUGGGGGAUGCAAAAUGAUAAGGUCCACUCGUGGGAGCGCAAGGCGUGGAAACAAAACAAAAAAAGAUGCGUCAGCGCAGAGCGCAGUGAGGCAAUGCAUCCUCUCUGACGUCAUUACGACCCGUGCCUUAUACACUCCACUCGUUUACGUGUUCUCACGUGGAUGGUCUGUGACCUCGACCGCUGUCCGUUUUCAUUUACGAGUGCUGAUAUGUUGGCUGAAAUAUAUUCUCGCCAGGGCUGCGGGAUCACACCCCUGGGGUGCAAGGAACAUGGGUGGCAACAACAAAAGUAAGCUGAAAGGCUGCAAGGAGCAUGGGGCCAACGAUGAUAGUGGACAGAAACAGAGCUCCAAGCUGUAUCAGGCCCUUCAGAGAGAUGAGGUGCUACAAACGUAAACUUUGCAAACGGGGGUGGGGGGGGGGGCUCAAUGUGAUCGCACCCUAAACCCCAGUAUCCCUAGCAGCAACCCUGGCCUGCUGGCCUCUCAGAGUAGAAAUGUGUCUGCCUGGAACAGCAGGAUGACCCAUGAUGUACUGCCUGUGGCAGCAUUGGGUGUGUGGAGGCUAAGUACACUAUAUGCACCGUAAUGUAAAAAAACAAAAAAACAGCAACAACAAAAAAAGCUAAAUCAGGAGUGGCUGGAUGAGGCUAUUCGUCAGAGGUGAGAUGGAUGCUGUUAAAGAGCCAGGCAGUCAGCCAGCCUGGCAGACCAGCCGGCCGGUCCCAUGCCGUCAGUCUGAGUGCAGUCCAGUGCGUGUAGAGGCCUCAGUGCCGGGCCGAGGCAGUUUCUAUCUCUUUAUGGUGCUACAGCCCCUUUAUUGCUCCAUGGGGGCCUCGCCGUUCAGAAUAUGUCACUUUUGCAUUAUUUUUAUUCUUAUCCUUUUUUUCUCUUCAGAGUUUUUUCUCCACAUUAUGUUGUCCACGAGGUGUCAGGUUUCUGCCACCCAGGCAGAGAGGAAGCCACUGACUUGUGUAGGACAUUUCAUAUUAGUGUGCAAUAUUGUGUGCGUGCCAAUAGCGGCAUUGUAUCACGUGUAUAGACUAUUAAAAGACGAAACAUGUAUAGGCUAUGUGAUCAGUAGAUAUUCGAAAGCAUGAUGAUAAGGUUGAUGCAUUUUAUUUCCAAAAUGUGAAGUCUCUCUUCUAAUGCACUUCUUCAAAAGUGAAAAAAGUCAGACUAGUAGUGAGCUAUUUUCAUGUCAUGUUCUGUAAACCAGUAGGCUGCCUUGUUUGUCUAUCAGUAUGCGUAGACUAGGUUGGGUGUUUUACGUCUCCCUUCCAGAGAAACCCUUUCCCCGUCAUUCCUCCACUAACAAAAACACAAACAACACAGACAGUCUUCCUAACUGUCUCUGUCAGCCCUGGUGCGGGGGACCCACGCUGAAGUUCAAUAGUAUCUUAGGGCUUGGGUCUAGUAGGGGCUAACACACACACACACACACACACACACACACACACACACACACACACACACACACACACACAAACACACACACACACGCACACACACAGAGUCUUUCCUUGUUUAGGCCUCAUGAUGCUAUCCGAGUGUUUGGAGGCCUCUGAAGUAUUUGAAUGGUAGAGGUGUGCAGGGUGUUCUCUCUUACUUGAGACUGCCCACCACAGGUGAACUUUAUUUGGCUUUAGCUUGUCCGCCGUUUAGCAUGAGUUAAGUAACCAUGAUUGAACCAAGGACACCUACAGAAGAGAGGCUUGUUAUGUUGACAGUGAGGAUCUCAAUCCUUCUCUUGUGUACCCUCUGUCAGACACAUAGUCCUGUCCUUCAUUGUGACCCUCUCAACCUCGAGGCUUCCACUAGCGUGAGUUUUAACAAAUCAUGCCCCCAAGUGGUUAUUCCACCUACCAGCUGUAUUUAAAGUAGGUUGGACUACACCUCUUAGUACGACUGAGCUGGUCACAGGCCAUGUCAGAGUAACAUGCCAUUAAGGUGGCAUGAUGAGGAGACACAGACUGCAUGGAUCGCAGCUUAAGAGACCUCAGCUGGAUAAAAGCUGCUAAUGUUGUUACAGCCUGGGCCUGCCAGACAUACGAGAUAUCUGAGGCUAGAUUAAAGUGGAAAGCACUCGAGGUAAAACAGAAUCAAAAGUACUUUGAAUCCUUAGUUAUAAAAGUUGAUCUGUGUUUGAUUGGGCAUGGCUGCAACAACUGAGCCAAGAAUAAUGUUCAAGGAAAUUCCAUCUGUUCUACGGAGGACAUUUUGGCUCAGGUUUGUCUCUGUGUUCUGGUGAAAGGCCUUAUGAAGCCUGGCACUGCACUGUGGGGGGCUUACCAGAAGCAGCCAAGCACGACCUACUGACCCGUCUGUCAGCCAGUUAGUAGUUUUUUUUUUCUCAGUUUUGGAGAAGAGGAGAAAUCUCUUCCCCUCUCGCAGAACUGACGUUAUUUCCUCACACUGCCCCUUGAACUAUUUAAAGACUAUUUCCAUCAAACAUAUAAAAGCCACCAAUGACUAUGUGCCCAGCAAAGCACAUCUGAGGUCGUUCUGAGUUCAUCUCGAGUUCAACAUGAAUCUGGACUUUCUUUUGUGAUUCAGCACUUACUCUCCAAAGUGUCCUAGCUUUAGCUUGAUUAAAUUCAGGCCUCUUGGAGGCUCAUGCUACAUGAAGACUGGAAAUACGACACUUCCUUUCUCUCUUUCUCUUACGGCCAAAUAUAAGGAGAGCCUAAACCUGCUCAUAGUUCACUUUAUGAAUGCCUCACACUAUUAAACGCACACUUAUUCUUAAAGAUUAAAAGACGUGUCUUGUUUUGUUAGAGACUGUAUUUGGCAGGUGCUACUGGGUCAGUUGUGUUUUCGUGCAGAAUGAUUGUGUUGUGUUUCAUGACUUGUCUAUAUAGGAAAGUAGCUUUACCUGAAUUACAGAGGAGGGGUGGGUACUUGUGAUUUUUGCUGAAAACAAUGUGAUGGAAUGUGAUUUCUCAGUUUUUGGGACCUCAUCCAGUGUCACAGCCAAACCUGGAGUGACCUUGCAGCCAUGUUGUAAUCACAUUAUAUCGUCAUCCAUUUCUGGGACUCAAAUGCGAAAUAGUUUGAAGAAAAGUUUUUUUCUGUCCUGCUUUCUGUAUGAAGCGUCAGUGAUCAAGCUGUGUGCUCUGUAUGGUUGUAGGUGCACUAAAGCACUGAGAAAAAUAAUGUCUUGAUUUAAGAUACAGCGGUAGCCAUCGUAGCAAUCCCGAAUCAUGAUGCUGUCCUGUCUCUUCUCUGUGAUCCCUGCAGAGUUCAUCACAUCACAUUUGAUCUAAAAAAAAAAGCUUUUUGUCCGUUAAAUAAAACGUGACUCGACCAUGUCUUACACAUUCUGAUCGAUGGUAAAGAUGAUAGAUGUAACUCAAAAUGCAGAAGUAGUUACUCGUUGCAUGCACUCAUAGUCAGAUUGCUAUGAUGGCUGACGUUGUAGGUGCUUUGUUUGCUUGUUCCCUGUGUCUUGAGUUGGAAGAUUAUACUUCCUUCCAUGUUUCUGACCGCACUUAAACAGCCACAUGUAUAUGACUGAUAACAGCAACUUUCCGCGAUUAAAAUGUGGGUGUACAAGUACCGUCUGAAAACAGAAGAAAUCUCCAUGAGGUGUUUUAGACGACAGAAUCUGCUCUGUUUUUGGUUUCAGUGUUGUAGUGUUUCAUUGGCCAUUCAGAGUUCCUGGUUAAUCACACAGCCAAUUGCAGCCUCUGGUCAAAGCCAAGCACUAAUGACUCACCAUAAACCACUGACAGAGGAGCUCAUUCAGCACGCUUUCUGUUUGCACACACACUGAGUUGUAGGGUCCAUCGUGUUUGCAGAUUGUACAGGCUACUGUCGUGUUCAGCUGUAAAGAAGUUCUUUCAAAUGUUGGGAAAUGGAUCAUGGAUUUUAAGGGAUGGGGUCAAUGCACAAUGAACAUAUCCCAUGUCACCAUUCGGUCUAAAUCCCUUUACCAUCCCCAUAUGAGAUAAUAUGUUGUAUCUUUCAAAAAUAUUUUAUCUGUGGUGUGUGUGUGUAUAUAUAUAAAUAUAUAUAUGGUUUGUUAUAUAUGAUGCUCCUCCUUUCAGAAAAUAUAACAUGUAAACAGGAAAAACAUAUUGCUGUUUUUUUCCUUUGUAUUUUAUACUUACAGAAAGCAUUGAAUAAAAAUGGAUAAAUACUUGCACUUUAGAUAUAUUAAGAAAAUAAAAAUCUGCAUAUUAUUUUUGAUAGGGAUCUCACAUUCAAAGAGUAUAAAUUACAGGCUUUGUGACUUAUUGCUGGACAGAGAUGUAUUGAGUUCUACUUAUUGAAGUAUAUUUUGUCUGUGUGUCAGAAGGUUUACUAAAGUAAAUUGCAUGAUAAAGUAGUGCUACACCGGUAUUGUUCUUUUUUUUUAGUUGGUAAAAAUGUCUGAAAACUGUGAUAACAACCCUCUUGUAUCAUGUUUAAUCUCUCCUCACCCCCUCUAGAAUAUUUCUUACUGAAAUAUGGCCUUUCCUGACUACAUGACGAUGGUGCUUACUUUGGCUUUGACAUCAAGCUCAUUCUUUACAUCUCAACAUCAUCAUAACUCGCGUCCUUACACUUCAUUACUUUCUGUUAUGUACUCUCACUACCUUAUUAAAUUUCCGUUGAUGGCAAAAACGCUAUGCUGUUUUGUACAUUGUUGUUUGUUUUAAUGUUUGGGGAGCCUUGUUGUCUGAAAAAUGACUAAUCGCGCAAUAAAAGGUCAUUCCACA
Messenger RNA from Notolabrus celidotus (New Zealand spotty), 6592 nucleotides. It is a transcript of the gene purab, whose product is annotated as purine-rich element binding protein Ab. The coding region runs from base 92 to 937 and encodes 281 amino acids. Gene Ontology annotation, cellular component: nucleus. Gene Ontology annotation, biological process: regulation of transcription by RNA polymerase II. The record is from RefSeq and is a predicted model, not a curated record. The transcript has a single exon. Lineage: Eukaryota; Metazoa; Chordata; Actinopteri; Labriformes; Labridae. Gene Ontology annotation, molecular function: purine-rich negative regulatory element binding; RNA polymerase II transcription regulatory region sequence-specific DNA binding; DNA-binding transcription factor activity, RNA polymerase II-specific.